AUAAACCCAUUUAGUCACAAAAGAUCAUUACUCAUUAGACUUUUCCACUACCCCAAUUCUCUUUUCCUCUUCAACCAACAUUCUCCCCCUCAGAAAGAAGCUUCUCCUCCUCCUUAUCUUACUUCACAUUUUAAAAACUUAAUAUCCUCAAAGUGUCUCCAUUAAAAGAGAGUUAGAAAUGACGAAGAUUGGAGGCAUUCUUCUUUGUUUAGUCAUUGUGGGCUUGGAUGUAGCUGCUGCAAUCCUUGGAAUCCAAGCUGAAGUCGCCCAAAAUCAGGUGAAGCACAUGAGGCUAUGGUUAUUUGAGUGCAGAGAACCGAGCCAAGACGCGUUUAGGCUCGGUCUUGGUGCAGCCGCGAUAUUGGUAGUGGCUCAUGUCCUACUCAACUUGGUCGGAGGCUGUCUCUGUAUUUGCUCUCAAGACGAGUUUCAAAGAUCUUCUUCCACUAGGCAAAUCUCUAUGGUUUGUCUCGUCCUCACUUGGAUCGUAUUCGCCGUAGGAUUCGGGAGUAUAGUGAUCGGGACGAUGGCGAACAACAAGUCAAGAACCUCUUGUGGGUUCACACAUCACCAUUUCCUCUCCAUUGGAGGGAUUUUGUGUUUUCUUCAUGCCCUCUUCUGCGUCGCUUAUUACGUCUCUGCCACUGCGGCCAAAGACGAAGCUGCCAAGUGAAGACAAAGCGGCACGAUAAACGAUGGAACACACAGGUGGGUCCUUGUCCUUGACUAUAUAUAUUCUCCAAUUAAUAGUAAUUUGUUUACUAUGUUGUAAUCAUUUAACCUAAUUUCGAUUUUUAUUUUGAAUUCGUUUCACUUGUUUCCAAGUCACUUUUUGUAAUUUGGAGAGCUGUGUCAUUUUGAAAGAAAAGAUGAAAAGCUUUUAUGUCACGCUCUGCUGUCGCAUGUGGGGUUGUAUUGCACUAAUGAUAAUGACAUUUGGUGGAAUCUCGUC
Molecule: messenger RNA, 952 nt
Organism: Capsella rubella
Lineage: Eukaryota; Viridiplantae; Streptophyta; Magnoliopsida; Brassicales; Brassicaceae
Exons: 3
Coding region: 179-673 (164 amino acids)
Source: RefSeq, a predicted model, not a curated record